Messenger RNA from Oryzias latipes (Japanese medaka), 2173 nucleotides. It is a transcript of the gene slc35a3a, whose product is annotated as solute carrier family 35 member A3a. Gene Ontology annotation, molecular function: pyrimidine nucleotide-sugar transmembrane transporter activity. NCBI's taxonomy places the organism in Eukaryota, Metazoa, Chordata, Actinopteri, Beloniformes, Adrianichthyidae. Gene Ontology annotation, biological process: pyrimidine nucleotide-sugar transmembrane transport. The record is from RefSeq and is a predicted model, not a curated record. Gene Ontology annotation, cellular component: Golgi membrane.
UUAAAGUUGGCCUUUAAAGCCUGCAGGGCGAGGAACAACAACAAACCCCGAAUCACUUCCGCUUUUUUCCCUGUGCGUCACCGGACCAGCAGAGGGCGCUCGUUUCCACAGACAACCGCUUCUGAAAGUUGAGGAAGAGCCUCGAACGCGGAAGUCCAACAGGAUUUAACUUCUCCUCAGUGACUUUUUUUCCUCGUCGAACUUCUGUCCUGUUGGUUUCUUUUUUAACGCGUUCGUCAGUCUGGAGUUUUGUUGAACAUUAACAUGCGGACGGUUCGGGUCAAUGGACGUCCGGACUCUUGAGCUGCUCUUUUGACAACUGGAUCGACCACCUGAACCUGCCGCGGUACCAGAGAGACACAGUGCGUUCAUGCAAAGACGAGGCGCCGUUAAGGUUAAAGCUUCUAAACGGGCGGCGGACAUGGCUUCAUCCCAGCUGAAGUACCUUUCCCUGGGGGUCCUGGUGUUCCAGACCACCUCCCUGGUCCUCACCAUGCGGUACUCCCGAACUCUGCAGGGCGAUGGCCCACGGUACCUGGCCUCCUCCGCCGUGGUGGUGGCGGAGCUCAUGAAGAUCGUCGCCUGCGUGCUGCUGGUCUUCAAGGAGCAUAGUUACAGCGUCAGAGCUCUGAAUAGCAUCCUGCGUCAGGAGAUCCUCCAGAAACCCGUGGAAACGCUGAAGCUGGCCAUCCCCUCGGGGAUCUACACGCUGCAGAACAACCUGCUGUACGUCGCUCUGUCCAACCUGGAUGCAGCGACCUACCAGGUGACGUACCAGCUGAAGAUCCUGACCACAGCUCUGUUCUCUGUCUCAAUGUUGGGACGUAAGCUGGGCAUCUACCAGUGGCUAUCACUGCUGAUCCUGAUGGGCGGAGUGGCUCUUGUGCAGUGGCCGUCGGAUUCCGCCGUGUCCUCGGAGAAGGAGCCCGCCUCUGCUGGGUCGCAGUUUGUGGGCGUGGCAGCAGUGCUGGUGGCGUGCUGCUCCAGCGGCUUUGCCGGCGUCUACUUUGAGAAGAUCCUGAAGGAAAGCAAACAGAGCGUCUGGAUCCGUAACAUCCAGCUGGGGAUGUUUGGUUUGGUGUUUGGGCUCUUUGGGAUGCUGGCCUACGAUGGGGAGAGGGUCCGAGAGGCGGGUAUGUUCCAGGGCUACAGCACGGUCACCUGGACGGUGGUGGCUCUGCAGGCGCUGGGGGGUUUGGUCAUAGCAGCGGUCAUAAAAUAUGCAGACAACAUCCUGAAAGGCUUUGCUACGUCUCUGUCCAUCAUUCUGUCCACGCUGAUCUCCUACUUCCUGCUGCAGGACUUUGAGCCCACCAGCGUCUUCUUCCUUGGAGCCAUCCUGGUCAUCAUGGCCACAUUCCUGUACGGCUACGAAGGCAAGUCGUCUCCCAACCCCAGCAGGGCGUAGGCUGACCCCGACCAGCAGCAGGAGGCCGUGUGGAGAGGUCAAAACGAGAAGGAGGACCAAGAGACUAGUGAAAGAAAAGGGGGGAAAGGUCAUCUGUGGUCUUUAUGUGGAGGAGAGGUGAAGCUCCAGGUGGUGGUGGGUCUCAAAGCAAAGCUGUCCGCUAUGAAGGGCUGAGAAAGAAAUAGGCAAUUAUGUCUUUGAGAGUCUGAGCUCAGGCAGCCACGUCUACCCUCCCUCCGGGGGUACGCCCCCUAUCUGCUGUGCAUCUGAGUCAAUCAGCACUGAUAGUUGAAGUAGUUUGUCCCACAGACACAAAUCGAAGAGACUUGUCUGCCUGGAAGGCACAACUCAGGGCAAAAAGCUUAAGACUGCAGGCAAUUCCUGAACAUCUGCUGAUGACGCCUGGGGGUCUCCGACCUCCGACGUCUGCCGGAGUCUGAUGAAGGUUCAUCCGAUGUGGGUAGAAGCUACUCUGACAUUCUCACUUUUAACUUAUUCAUGUAGUUUGGGUUCAGUUUACACGUUGGUUCAUGCCUCCUGAUGGUCACUGGUCACACCUGAAGGUCUUUGGUCACACCUGUGACACCUGAUGGUUUUUGGAGAUGCUCUUUGGAAAAAGCGGGUAUGAUUAUGAAUUCUUGUUACUUUAAUGAUGGAUGUGUGAAUCUUCUGUGUAAAAGAAACGUUUGGGAACGUGGUGUUUUGAUCUUCAUCCAAACUUAUUUUCAGACGGGAAACUUCUGCUCUAGUAAAAAAUUAAUUCAA